Messenger RNA from Canis lupus familiaris (dog), 4807 nucleotides. RefSeq names its product H1.6 linker histone, cluster member (gene H1-6). Lineage: Eukaryota; Metazoa; Chordata; Mammalia; Carnivora; Canidae. The coding region runs from base 1596 to 2234 and encodes 212 amino acids. Gene Ontology annotation, cellular component: nucleosome. Gene Ontology annotation, molecular function: DNA binding; structural constituent of chromatin. Gene Ontology annotation, biological process: nucleosome assembly. The record is from RefSeq and is a predicted model, not a curated record. The transcript is spliced from 3 exons.
ACGAGGUGGGACGACAGGAAGGACGCCUUUGAACUGGGCACACUGAGUCUCCCAAAAGCGCUUUCACUUAACAGAUCUCGCCGGCAGUCUGCAGGCUGGGAAAUCCUACUUAAGCACUUGAGAACUUCGCUCCAGGUGUGUAUAUAAGCAUGUGCCCGUGAGACAAAGAGAGGCAGAGACUUUGCUACCUCACUUUGCAACCAGAAGUUGGAAAGUCUCAUUUGAUAUCUGCCUCACAAAUAUUUCAAACCUACUCUCCUUCCUCACACUGUCUCCUUAGGUGAAGCCCUUGUCUUUCUUUUGAGACUAUUACAACAGACUAUAACCUCUGACAUUGGCUCCUUUCCAAUAAUUAGUUUUUAUGUGAAAAAUCUAAAAAACAAGACAACCACAAGAAAAAAAAAAAUACACAGAUCCUCUUCUUAAAAACUUCCCCCGCCUGUAGAAUAACAAAUUUCUCAUGCAAACAUUUGGGGGUCUCCACAAGAUGGUCCUUUUGGGAUUUUCCUCUGCUGAAGCCUGAGCUUUGGCCACUUUGCAUUGCUCUCUCAAUAUCCUCCUGGAAGGUCUGGCCAUGAUGAAUAAACUGCCAUCUGGAUCCCUUACAAAGGCAAGUUCUAGGACAAGCCCAAAGAAGUAUCCUGGAUCCUGUUCCAAUAAUUCUUCUCCUGCUUCGGAGGCACAUCUGCCAGCCCAGUCCUCCUAGAGAUCUGGAUCUCUAGUUCUCACUGAGCACUUCCCGACCCCCUUCUUAGAGUUACUCUGUGUGUGUGCUUGGCAUUCAGGAGGUGGAGGGGGUUGAGGUGGGGGUGGGGUUUGACUUAAUGAAAUCGGAAGCAAAAAUCAGUUGAGGACACCAGCCACAGAGGUGACCUGAUUUGGGCUACAGAGGUAUUGUGUGUUAGAUCCACGUUACUUACUGCAUUCUUGAGGGUGUUUUAUCAAGCCACGGGGAUGGGGGACCUGGUUUAAUCACAACCCACAUGCCUGGAGAUUAUGGCUUAUUAGAUUGUGUUUGCCCAAGUAAAGUCGUACUCUGCAGUUUUCUGGCAAUUCUACAAGUAUCUUUUAAGCACACAGUGAGACAUUUAAGAGGUCUGUGUUACUUGCUUCACAUACAUAAAUAAUUUUCAAUAAAAAAUCAGUGUGUGAAUAAUUUAUUUUCUCCACCGAUUGCAAGCCAGCUGUUUGGAAAACCACUCAGAAGAGCUAAGGUAAGCCUCGUCCUCAAAAUUACUUUUAAAUUCACAAGGAAAAGAGGAUAUUUUCUUCUUCUCCUUAAGGUUGGCUGAAAAUUGGGAGCCUUAUUGUAAUUGUUUUGGCCUUGGGGAUCAUUUCUCAUGAAAAAGUGAACAGGCCUGGGAAACCCGAGUCUCCACGGAUCAUCCAGCAGCAAAGCCUGGGCGAUGCUGCCCAGAGGAUUUGUGUGGGAUCCCAUUUUGGGGGGUGAAACAAACACAAACGCUCCUUCCCCGGGGGGCGGGGCGAGGCUGGGGGAUGAACCAAUCACAGCACGCCCUGCCCUAUAUAAGGGCUUGAGGUCCUGAGACGUUUCACGCUUUUCAAGGCCGGUGCCGUUAGCUUGUCUUCUUGUGAUGUCUGAGACGGUUCCAGCGGUCGCAGCUGGCACUGCUUUGGCUUCUAUGGAGAAUCCUUCAGCCAAGAAGAGAGGGAGGAAACCAGGGGGCAUACCAGAGGCCGCCCCCAAGGCCCCAGGCCUCUCUGUGUCCAAGUUGAUCAUGGAAGCCCUCUCCGUGUCCCAGGAGCGAGCAGGUAUGUCCCUGGCCGCGCUCAAGAAGGCGCUGGCGGCCGCCGGCUACGACGUGGAGAAGAACAACAGCCGCAUCAAGCUGUGCCUCAAGAGCCUGGUGAGCAAGGGGACCCUGGUGCAGACCAAGGGCACCGGCGCCUCGGGCUCCUUCAAGCUCAGCAAGAAGGCUCUUCUUCCUACACCUGCCAAGAGCAGGGUCAAGAGGCCGCCUUCCACCAAGACCAAGAGGCUGGUCUUGUCCAGGGAUUCCAAGUCUCCGAAGGCUGCCAAGACCAACAAAGCCAAGAAGCCCGGGGGGGCAGGCGCACAGAAGGCUGCUUGUAGUGGCAGGAAGGCCAAAGGCGCCAAAGACAAACAGCCCCGGAAGAGCCCAGGCAAGGCCCCCACUGGGAAACCCAAGGCGGCCAAGCCCAGGCUCAACCAGCAGAAGGUCAACCCGCGGAAGGCGGUGUCCAAGAAGUGAGCCAGAGCAAGUCCCCUCAACGAACCCAAAGGCUCUUUUAAGAGCCACUCCAAGUGCUUUAAAAGCGGCAUGGCACUGAACUUGUAGAAGCUUCUAUACGGUCGCUCAUGAGGUCUCUUAGAAGUAGAAAGGAUCUAUUUCAAAGUCCUUUGCCUCGUCGAAAAGUGGGUUGCUGCACACUAUAGUUAGAGUAGGGCACAUGGCCUUGGGUAACCUCCAUACUUCUCCGGGCAGACUAAUGCUUAAGGUCGAGGAAUGCAUGGAGGUAGCUCUGCACAAACCAGACUUCUUUCUGAGUGGUUACGUUGCAGUUUGAUCUUUUAUUCGGUGUUGUACUAAGUAGGGUUUCCUAACUGUCUACAACUUUCUGGGGGUCAGUACCUGGGAAUCCAAUAACGAUUUGGACUGGGGGAUUUUAAGUCAUUGAGGGAGUUUUUCAUUUGGUAAAAAGUAAUAUUAAGUUUACAGUUGAAAGCAUACUGAAAUAACAUUCUCAUUCCCAAAAUACUGUAGUCACAUUUAAGAAAUUGGUUUGAUAAUAGCUUUAGUCGAAUACAAUUUUAAUUUUUUUUUUUUUUUAAGAUUUUAUUUAUCAUGAGAGACACAGGCAAGCUCCCUGUGGAAACCCCAUGUGGGACUCCAUCCCAGAACUGAGGGAUCAUGACCUGAGCCCAAGUCAGACAUUCAACCACUGAGUCACCCAGGUGCCCCUAAUUCUAUGUAUUUUAUGAAGGGAGUGUGUAGGCUUGUCCAAAUUGUGUUCCACAAGCUGAGAGAUAUUAAACCUUUAUGGAAAUAUUGCAGCUGCCAAGUUAAGGUCCAAACUGAACUAAAUCACAAAAACUAUUAUUAGGUUCUCCAAGGUCCAAGUUAAAGCAUUUCUCAUUUUAAGCAAAAUUAGUUUUUCUGCUUUCACUUAAUUGGGGAUUUAGCACUCCUAAAGAUUACUAUAUUAAAUUCAUGGUGUUAAUCUUAUUUUGGGCCUUGGGUGUUUGGGGCAACCUUGAACAAAGCCCAGUACAAAACUUGUAUAUGCAAUCUUGCAUAGAUAAUCUUUAAUAUACAAGUUUGUACUACAGAUAACUCACUAGGGCCUAGCCUUUCUAAACUCAUUUACGUAAUUGGGCCUCUGACAACAAUGGGAAAUGAAUAAACAUAGUGGUUUAAAGUUGUAUAGAAAUCAACCACAGCCCGUGCUUGCUUGGGUAUGGAGGCCAGUUUGCUUUCAGGCUGGAGCUGCAGCGCCGGGAAACGCCUCACUGGCCUGGCAAGGCCUCAAGUCCCGAGUGCAGCGGCCACGCCCACGAGAGGGCUGACCCGACUCCGCCAGGCCGCCCGCAGGUCCCGAGCUCUGCUCGAAUCGGUCCAGAACUGGCCCUGCGAUCCCGAGCGCCUGGCAUUCAGCAGGCUAAAAAAAAAAAAGUUAAGGUUUUUCCUACAGUUCCGGGGACAGCUAUUCAACCCUUUUUAGCCAACGGAAAUAUUGCCCUGAAACUCCCGCCCCUUCAGUUUACCUCCCGCGGACACCGAGGAUCCUCCAAAGUACCUUCGGUGACCUACCAAUUAGUCGGUAAAACUCCCCCAAAGCCACUUCACUUUACGUAAUGGACUUUAAAACAUUUUGCAAAAAAUUACUUUCCUGUGGCGCUAUCCCAUCAUGAGCAAACCCCUGCAUAAACGUUAAUGAUCAUACUAUGCAGAAGUCCCGUACGUAAUACGGAGGGAACCUCCGUAACCCUAACAAUUUACACCAAGCACAACAGCCCCUUAAAUAACUUCGUGGGCGGCCCUGAAAAGGGCCUUGGUGUUUACGAGAAUGGCGGAUGCGGCGCACUCAGCCGCCGAAGCCGUAGAGGGUGCGGCCCUGGCGCUUGAGCGCAUAGACCACGUCCAUGGCCGUGACCGUCUUGCGCUUGGCGUGCUCCGUGUAGGUGACGGCGUCCCGGAUCACGUUCUCCAGGAACACCUUGAGCACCCCGCGGGUCUCCUCGUAGAUGAGGCCCGAGAUGCGCUUGACGCCGCCGCGCCGGGCCAGCCGCCGGAUGGCGGGCUUGGUGAUGCCCUGGAUGUUGUCGCGCAGCACCUUGCGGUGGCGCUUGGCGCCGCCCUUGCCCAGCCCCUUCCCGCCCUUGCCGCGACCAGACAUGGUUGCCGAGGAAGUGACUCCUCCGCCGGCACGCAGCCCUUUAAAUAGGAUAUUUGCGGACCUGAUUGAGAACAGCACCCCUGAUGGUUUUCCAAAUUAGGUCAGCCUGGGGGCGGGGCAAGAAGACCUCGUCACCAUCUCGACGUUUUGAUUGGCCGGUGCAACCUCGCUCUUCGUCGGAGCGUCUUCGCGGACGCGCAGGUUAUGGCUCUUCUUCGGCUGAAAAUUUUCUUUCCUGCGUUGUUUCUUCCUCGCGCGUUUGCAAAUUUAAUAUGUUUCUACCAGACAUUUAUUGGGUGACUCCUGUUUCUACAAGUCUGGGAGAGAACCUGGGAACCGAAAGAUAAGCUUGGACAUCCCUCCCCUGGACCCUCUUCCAGGCCUGCCGGGCCUGCCGGAUCUGCCUGCAAUUCCUAAUAAGCUCCCC